Messenger RNA from Gastrolobium bilobum, 1415 nucleotides. RefSeq names its product S-adenosyl-L-methionine:benzoic acid/salicylic acid carboxyl methyltransferase 3-like. The transcript has 4 exons. The record is from RefSeq and is a predicted model, not a curated record. Gene Ontology annotation, biological process: methylation. Gene Ontology annotation, molecular function: S-adenosylmethionine-dependent methyltransferase activity. The coding region runs from base 54 to 1166 and encodes 370 amino acids. Lineage: Eukaryota; Viridiplantae; Streptophyta; Magnoliopsida; Fabales; Fabaceae.
AAUAGAAGCAGAGAAGCAGAAGGCUAAGAGUGAAACAAAGAUAAAAAACAAGAAUGGAAGUAGCACAGGUACUGCACAUGAAUGGAGGUAUUGGAGGAGCAAGCUAUGCAAACAACUCCUUAGUUCAGCAAAAGGUGAUUACUUUGACAAAGCCCAUAAUAGAGGAAGGCAUAACCACCCUCUUCUGCAGCACAUUCCCGAGAAGCUUGGCAAUUGCAGACUUGGGUUGCUCUUCUGGACCAAACACUUUCUUUGUGGUGUCAGAAAUUGUCAAGGCUGUUGAGAAGCUUUGCCAAGAGCUGAAACAUAAAUCUCCUGAAUACAAGGUCUUUAUGAAUGAUCUCCCAGGGAACGACUUCAACAACAUUUUCAAGUCCCUUGAAAAAUUCAAAGAGAAACUUCGUGUUGAAAUGGAAACUGGGGUUGGUCCAUGCUACGUCUCUGGGGUUCCCGGUUCUUUCUAUGGAAGGGUUUUUCCUACUCGAAGUUUGCAUUUUGUCCAUUCCUCUUACAGCCUUCAUUGGCUAUCUACGGUUCCCCAGGGUGUAGAGAAUAACAAGGGAAACAUUUACAUGGCCAGCACAAGCCCUUUAAAUGUCUUCAAAGCUUACUAUGAGCAAUUUCAAAGAGAUUUCACUCUUUUUCUAAAGUGUCGAGCUGAGGAACUAGUUGAAGGGGGUCGUAUGGUUCUAACAUUUUUGGGAAGAAGAAGCGACGAUCCAUCUACCAAGGAAUGUUGCUAUAUCUGGGAGCUUAUGGCUGCAGCUCUUAAUGCUAUGGUCUUGCAGGGAAAAAUAAAAGAAGAGCAACUAGAUACUUUCAACAUCCCUCACUAUAAUCCAUCCCCAUAUGAAGUGAAAUUGGAAGUUCUUAAAGAAGGAUCGUUCACCAUCAAUCGCCUAGAUGUGUCUGAAGUGAAUUGGAACCCUUUUUAUAACUGGAACGUUUUUGACUUUGAAUCUGAAAUAUCAGAAUCACUCAGUGAUGGUGGAUACAAUGUCGCACAGUUAAUGAGGGCUGUGGCUGAACCUCUGUUGGUUAGCCACUUUGGUGAAGCUAUCAUUGAUGAGGUUUUUAGCCGCUACCAAGAAAUCUUGACUGAUCGUAUGUCCAAGGAGAAAACAGAGUUCACCAACAUCACCAUAUCAUUGACUAGAAAAGCAUGACCAAGAAGCUUGCUUCUACUGUUUAUGUUUCUGGUUUCUUAAAAAGAUUGUCCUAGACUCCUACUUGUUAUGGCUGUUUGUUUGCUUUAUUUUUCUAGUAUUCAACUAGGAAAUGUUAUGUUGUCGAAAAAUAAAAUAGGAGUAUUGUGUCGUACCUUGGCUAGUAAUUAUAUGUGAUAUAUGUUCUCAAAUGUGUAAUAAAAUUAUUUAUGUGGGAAUUAUGAUAAUUAGUCUACUAUAAUUCUUAUA